Messenger RNA from Felis catus (domestic cat), 1946 nucleotides. RefSeq names its product interleukin 34 (gene IL34). The transcript is spliced from 7 exons. NCBI's taxonomy places the organism in Eukaryota, Metazoa, Chordata, Mammalia, Carnivora, Felidae. Bases 771 to 1481 code for a protein of 236 amino acids. The record is from RefSeq and is a predicted model, not a curated record. Gene Ontology annotation, biological process: positive regulation of cell population proliferation; positive regulation of monocyte differentiation; positive regulation of protein phosphorylation. Gene Ontology annotation, molecular function: cytokine activity; macrophage colony-stimulating factor receptor binding.
UCUAUCCUGCUCCAACACUUCCUCACAGGUUUCUCCUGAGAGCAAGCUCUCAGCGACUCAUGUGAUGCUGAACCCCUGUGUAAGGCUCUGCUUCUGGGGAAGCCAACCUCAGGCAGGCCAUUGGAAACCAGGUAUUCUUUGGUUUAGAAAUUGGGGCUCAGGGAUCAGAGGACCAGAGGAUCAUUGUUCCUUCCAGCUCUGAAAGUGUCUAAAACGGUGUGAUUUACUCAAUCACACAAGUUAGUGGCAGAGCUGGUCCACAAACCAUGCACAGUCUGGAGGAACCAGGGUGGGGUGGGGCCUGCUGGUGAAUGUGGUGCAGAGGCCAAGGCCACAGCUGUGCUUUACCGGCAGUUGUGCUCCCAGAUCAAGCUUCAUCUCAGAGCCAGAUUUCACAUUGAGCAGCUGCAGACGGAGAAAUCAGAGAAAGCACAACCCAGCCCCAGAUUCCAAGGGGCCUGCUGGGGACUCUCUCCUUCUGCUCGAGAGGGAAAGACCCCGAGGCCACUGUCUCAGGCCAGAUCCUGGCUGCCAUGGGACUCGCAGCUACUGCCCCCCAGCUGCCCUCCACACUGCCAGGCAGAUAAGGGCAGGCGCUGCCCCAGGAGCACCUGCCGCCCCCUGCCGGGCCACUCCUCUGUGGUCAACCCUCCCCCAGCUUUGGGCCACCUUUGCUGACGCGAGGCCAUGUAGGCCCCACCUGGGCCUUUGUGGAUACACACACUGCUGGGGACACCGCCUCUGCUCUCUGGGGGACACAGCGUACCACCAUGCCCCGGGGAUUCGCCUGGCUGCACUAUCUCGGGAUCUUCCUUGCCAUGGCCUUGGGGAACGAGGGUUUGGAGAUGUGGCCUUUGACCCAGAGCGAGGAGUGUGCAGUAACUGGCUUUCUUCGGGACAAGCUUCAGUACAGGAACCGCCUUCAGUACAUGAAACACUACUUCCCCAUCAACUACAGGGUGAGCGUGCCUUAUGAGGGGGUGCUCAGAAUGGCCAACAUCACCAGACUGCAGAGGGCCCAGGUCAGCCAGCAGGAGCUGCGGUAUCUGUGGGUCUGGGUGAGCCUCAGUGCUACUGAGUCGGUGCAGGAAGUGCUGCUUGAGGGCCACCCAUCCUGGAAGUUCCUGGAGGAGGUACAUACGCUGCUGCUGGAUGUUCAGCAAGGCCUCACGGAUGUGGAGGUCAGCCCCAAGGUGGAAGCAGUGGUGUCGCUCCUGAGCACCCCCAGGUUGAGCCUGAAGCUGGUACGACCCAAAGCCCUGCUGGACAACUGCUUCCGGGUCAUGGAACUGCUCUACUGCUCUUGCUGUAAACAAAGUUCCGUCCUAAAUUGGCAGGACUGUGAGGUGCCGAGCCCUCAGCCCCACAGCCCGGAGCCCUCAUCGCAGUGUGUAGCUGCCCCGCUGUACCCUCUGCCCCAGCAGCCCCCCAUCUCCCUGCCCCGCUCCCCAGGACCCAAGACUGGACCCCCGGCUCAGUGAGGCGGCUGAGGGCACAGGGCAGAGGCCUCGUGCCCCACCUGGCCUGUGUGGUGACCUGUGUGGGACAGCUGGAGGUGCUCCCGCAGGAGUUUGGUGGAGUCUGAAACUUGUCUGGGGGAGGGGGUGGGGGAACCCCCAAGACAGUGUUUUUCCCUUGAGGGAGAUUCUGUGCCUGAGAAGGGCUCAGCUUCUUGCAUUCUGUACCUCACAGUCUCACCUGGAGCAGCCGGGGUCCAGAGCCCCCUGAAGGUGGACAGAGCUUGUCCCCUCCCUGCACCACCUGGGCUGCCUCGCUUGCCUGAAGGUGGUGCCCGGCGUGUCCUGAGGCCUGCAGAGGCUAGACCUGUGCCAGGUUGGGGGGUGGGUGGGCAUGGGGAAGGGGCAGAGCCAGACACCACAUCUUGCCACAGUGGAUGCUCUUCCAGUCCCUCUUAUAUUUUCUAUUAAACACUUGCUUGUUUUGUU